Molecule: messenger RNA, 5978 nt
Organism: Columba livia (rock pigeon)
Lineage: Eukaryota; Metazoa; Chordata; Aves; Columbiformes; Columbidae
Product: ankyrin repeat domain-containing protein 9
Exons: 1
Coding region: 332-1222 (296 amino acids)
Molecular function (GO): protein binding
Source: RefSeq, a predicted model, not a curated record
CUCUCUGGCUGUGUGUGUAUAAAAUCACUCGCAGUCUGACAGCGUUCCAGUAACCUGUGCCACACGCAGAGCAGGAUGUACUUACGAACCAUCUGCUCGCAUGGCAUGGGUUAACUGAGCCUGUGGGAUUGUGCUUACCUAAACAAAACCACUGCAGUGAGGGGAAAAACAAUGAAUGGGUGGAGAUGAUCAGCCCAUGCAUUCCAGCUAGUGCAGUCCAGGCAGCAAAGACAGCCUGAAGGUUGCAGCAGCAUCGGGAUCUGCAUUCCAAGUGCACAGAUCUAACAGUCUGAAGUGAUUUUACGAGGAGCUGCUCUUUAUUUGCUGAGCCAUGGCCGGUAACCAGGCCAGCCUGCAGGAUGAUCAGAGCAGGCACUGCAAGUUCUUAUCCUAUAUGUUCUACCAGGCUGUGAGAGAUCACAAGCCUGUGUGGAUGCUGGAAGACAUGAGGACUAUGGAGUAUUUUUACUGGGAGGAAAAUGCCAGCCUAAGAACCUACUCACCUUCAGAAGCCCUUCUCUAUGCAGUGGUGCAUAACCACCUGCCUUAUGCUCAGUAUCUGCUGUCUCAUUUUCCAGAGGAGGCUCUCAAGGUGCCUGGGGAACACUUCUGCUAUUGCCCGUCCUCUGCUCCUCACUUGGCCAUGGCGGUGACAUACGACAGGAGAGAUAUCUUGGGGCUGAUCAUCAAAAUUGCGCACAAGCUUCCCAGCUUGAACUCCUACAUCAACAGGACUGGCUGCUUUCAUCUGGAAGAUGGGAAAACCCCCCUGCACCUUGCCUGCGAACUGCUGAGGUCAGAGACGGUCCUCAUCCUCCUCGGAAAUGGAGCUUCUCCCAGGAUAGAAGACAGUAAAGGGCUUACCCCGCUGGACGUCAUCCUGGAGCAGAUGUGGGACUCCAAAGUCAAUGUGGCAUCAAAGAAGCUCUGCCUCGACUACCUCUUGCUUUUCAUGCCCAACCCCCAGUUUAAGAUGCGGAAAGUUCUGCAGGAGCAUCCGGACCACUGGACAGCUUUGCUGGGGGAAGACAAAUUCAACAGCCUGGUGGGGAAUGCACCUGCUUCUUUAUAUCUGCAAGCUAUGCAAACUGUUCUCCGGACUCUUCCCCCCUCCCACUUCCCUAAGAGCAUCCAGGAACUACCUAUACCUCAGGCACUAAAGCCCUUACCAUCCUAUGGCAAAAAGCUACCGACAAAAAAUGUGGUAAAUGUUUUUCCUUGACUUUAUUCGCUGGGUCUUGGAUUUUCAAAGGCAACUUAGGGGAGCUGGUCAUCCACCGCCCUCUGCAUUUUAGUGUGUUUUUAGUACUUAAUCUAUCUGGCUAUGCUGGAAAAUCCAAUAUUUUGUGACAAGAUUUUAAAUGUCUUUUCUAAUUGAUUGCAGGCACGGCACUUUUAACGGCAAAAGCCUUCCUUAUUUUCUCUUUUGUUGUGCAUGUGAAGGGUUAACUGUAGUCAAGACUGUGUUAUGUUUGGUUUCUUAGCUGUCAGCUGGUAUCAGUGUAUCUGAAUCCCCAAUAUGAUAACUGUAUCCUGUGUAACUUACCUGGGUAAGAAGGAACUAUGUGCCCAGUGGGAUUUUCAAAUGGUUUAACUAUGGGACUGUGUUCUGCUAGAGCUGGGAGAAAUAUGGUCCUAUACCAACAGAGUUCAAAUGUCAGGUUUCCUUUCUAACAAUGAUCCAGCAUCACCUAGUAAUAACCAAAACGUCCAUGGCUGAUGCUGCAGGGACGUAGAGGCAGUCCUGCAGGGUACCUGAUUUUAUCAAGUUACUUUACAGCAGGUCAUAGUGUUGGAGGGCAGGAGUUCAGAGAGGGGCAGGGAGUGUUUAUGCCUGGUGCGGGGUUUAGAGGCAGGCAGAAGAGCUAAUGGAAAGCAUUUUGUCUUACCUGGGAGUGAGGGGGUUAAAGGCAAUCCCAUCUCUGAUGCCUCUACAGACUUGUGCAAUGGGGAAGGAACUAUUUUCCCUGCUGUCCAGUAAACAAACAGGAAUCAGAGCAGGGCCAGUGGGAGCUCUGUUCUUCAUAAGUGAUAUUAUUUCUCCUUGACUUGUGUUUUAGGCCUGAACAUAUCUCUGCAAGAGAUGUAGCUCACUAACUUGAUUGCCCAGUGGGUCUCAGAGCCUCUGGCACUUGCUAGUUAUCUUAAGCUGGGGUAUGAUGUUCUGCUGGUAAAAGUUGUCACUUGUUGGCAAUUAGAGUAUUUUUGCCACCCAAGUCCAGACAGAGGGCCUGAUCCUGGAAAAUACAAAAAGUUCCCAUUGACUCCCCUGGGCACUGCAGACAGGAGAGGUUUGCAGAAAGCAGGGCUGGGGCUGCCCUCCUUUCUGGGAGCUCUGUGCCUCACUGCACAGGCGGGGCCCUGCCUGUUCAAGGCACUGGUCCUGCUCUCCAGGCCAUGCUCAGCACCAACUGAGCAGUGGCAGGAUCCAAGCUCCCUUUGGGAGACAUCCCUUAUUUUGGACACCAGUGUUUUCCUCUCUUUGUAAGCACAACCCUCUGCUCUGCUGAAGUACCAUAGCCCAUUUCCUCAGAUCUGUACUGAACAGCAGUGAAGAAAUCACUCAUCUCUUUAAAUAAAUUUGGACCCAAAGGCUGUGUGAUACAAACCCCUUGUAGCAAGGCUCUGGCUAAGAAAAGAUGUGCAUCCACAUCUCAAUUGCUCCAUGCAAAAAUGGCUUGUGUCUCAUCUGACUGAUUCCCUGCCUAUGCCAAGGCAGCUGUGCUGGAGCUGCACCUUUUUUUCCAUCAGCACAGGGAGCACUUCUGCUGGGCUCCCCUGUGCACGGGUACCUUCUGUGUGCCAGGACGCUGGCAAUGCCAGCCCCGGCCAGGUGGAGAUUUCCUGCAGGGCUGCACAUCGUGCCAGACACAGCCAACUGGAACGUCCUUUUGGAGACACUGGGAUGCUCCUCCCAGAUGUCCCUUCCCACUUGUGGUGGAAGCACCUCAGUGCCGCCCACACUGUGUUAGGUGAGGGUGCAGGCUUGCUUGUCAGAUGGAGAAAAUGUCAGCCCAGCCCUAAAAGUGGCAAGCAGGCCAUGAAGGGGUUAACCAUCCUUCUGAAAUCUCACAUGCCUGGUGGUGCAGUGUCCUUCCACCCCUGCCCCUGGGGACCUGCAUGUCUGUCCCCAUCUGUGUCUAUUCCUCCUGGUGUGAUGGGGGAGGGUGUGAGUGGUGGCAGAGAAAUUCAGGGUCAGUCUUGGCUGGGGGUUUUGUGGAGAGGCUGCUCGCUCGCUGGCUCAGCAGCCUCUGUAGCAGGCGGAGGCUGUCACAGCUUGGGAAGAAAAGCAGAGCCCAAGGCAGAUUUGCAUUACAAGCGACAGCUGAGCUGCUUCUGCCAAGUCCUGCAGGCUCCCCGGCCCUGUCAGCCCCCAGAAACCCGGAGCUGGAGGCAGAGAACAAAGCAGGCACUGGCUGCCCAAGGCUGAUGAGAGGGUCUAGGCAGAGCACGGCUCCUGUGGCACCCCUGGAGUCCGGAGGAGCCGGAUUGGGAUCGUCCCCAGCAGCAAUGCGGUAUGUCAUCAGGAUGUCGGUGGGCGAGAGGCGGAGGAGGCUGGUGAUGGAUAUUAUUAGAAUAGUAAUUAGGCCCUGAGAGCAGAGAACCCAGGGAAGGAAGGAAGGAAGGAAGGGAAAUCAUCAACUGCUAUUGCACUGGCUCGAAACCAUGAGUUUCAGUGCUAUAAAGGGUUUCAGAAAAGACAGGGGUUUCAGAAAAGACAGGAGGGAGGGGAAGGUUGUUCAACUUGCAAAUCAAAGGAGGCUGGUAGGGAUUCCUGGCAUUAAUGAGGCAGCACUUUUUAGUAGGGCGGGGGACUGUACCCUGAGAGCCAGAGAAACCCACUGGGAGCUAGUGGGUCUAAAACAGUGCAGGGAUCUCUUGUUGACUGUAAUAGUUGUGGAUCAUCGCAAAGGUCAGGGCUCAGGCACUUCAGGUUUGAUGAGUGGAUUUGUCACAGGCAGCAGGAUGCUCGUGUGCAUGCAUUUGUCCAUGUGGGAGGCUACCCUCUCUCCACCAGCCCAGACAGAGGAUAAGCAAUGGAUUUUUAGCAACCACCCAAGAAACUCAAAUUCUGGAGCACAUCUGCAUCUGGUACCACUGCAUGGAAGAAAGCUGCUGGCCCACUGUUGGCCAAGAUGCAAAAACUUCGAAGCACUUGGCCCAGUGCACAACAGGCAGCUGCCUACACUGGAAAGAUCACAGCCCUCUCAUUCCUCCGUUUCCUGACUGUUUUUACAAGACAUGAAGCACCAGGUGGCCCUCAGCUGCUGUGUUAUCAUCUGACCUCCAUCUGCAGUUCUGCUGGGCCAGAGUUUAGGCACACUGGCAUUGUGGUGGCGACUCUUUCCAUCACCUGUAGUGAUAUAAGUGCAGAAUGGGGCAUCCUUCUGCUGGAGUGGAGGAACCUUCUCCCUAAACCCUGGCAUAUCUUGUGGUGACCUUCCUGUUAGUCUGAGAUCCCAUUUGUCUUCAUGUUCAGUACAGUGGCAUUACAUCAGAUACAGCCAUAUCUACCUCAGCCCCGUCCGUGUUAAUUUUUUUCUCCUUUCUUUCCAAGGCAGGUCAUUAGUAAAAUAUCUUCCACACUUCCUGUGACCUGACAGUCCAUAGUCCUGAAAAAUCCCUAUGCUUGCAUGACAAAUAUAUUGGUGACUUUGUUAAUCAAAAAGGGUGCUGGGUGCUGUGUAGUGAUGUUUACAUUUUGCAUAUGUACAUACUGAGUAAGUGUAGAUGGGAUCUUUAUUUCUGAACUUGAGAAAAAGAAUAAAAGCGAGAGAGAAAAGGGAGAGCGCUCAGUUUUUGCUAAUCUUUUGGUUACACAUUGGCUCUGCAGGUUGUAUUUCUUUAAUUCCAAUUUUGAGGAGUACCAUUGUAAGGAUGGGGGGUGUGGGUGGGGGUAUUGUGGGUGUGGGUCCACGUGUGUAUGUCUGUGUCUCUGUCUGCCCUCUCCUGGUAAAACUCAUAACCGACUGACACUACUCGAACAUGUCAGUGACCAAUGCCUUAAGAACACAGCCUUUCCACGAGAUGAGUGUGUGUCCCCCGCUCUGUGCUGCUAACAGGUAAGGACAUUUCUUCUUCUCUUGUGAAGAGGCAACAGCUUUGCUCUUGAAAUGGGUGUUUCACCCCCGAACACCUACCACAAGGGCUUGUGUUUGUCAACGGCCACAACCAUCCAGUGAAGGGUUUGUGAUAGUGGCCACAUUUCAUUCUCAAAUCUUUUUUCUCUUUUUUUUUUUUUUUUUUUUUGAGUAAAAUCUGUUAAACGUGCAUCUUUGUCUUUCUCUGGGCUGCCAGCAAAAUUCAGCCACCUAUGACUGCCUAACCCUAUGCUUCUGUCUGUUUCUGCAGCACCAUUAGCAGGAAGGACAGACCAGAUUCUGACCUCAGUUAUAGCUCUUUAUACCUGAAGUAGUGCUUUGUAAGUCAAUUGCAUCACUCCUGAUGUUUGUUGGUCUAAAGGAAACCAGAAACUGUUUGUGCACUCAUAUUCUUCAAGACUUCAUAACUCUGACUUCAGCAUAUACGCGAUGCUUAAUCCCUGAAAACAUUUUUUUUACAUUUUUCAUACUUUGAAUAUAUGUAGAUAUGUAUUUUCCAUCUCUCUAACACUGAGGGACAUUUCCCUGUUCCCAAUUCCCUUGCCUUUUUUGGGAUCAGCAUGACAGUGACAGAUGCUGUUGUUCGCUGAUUAAGACUGAAUGUUGUCAUGCUGAAGUACAAACGAAUGUUCAUCGUAUGAUACAACUUUCCUACAAAGCCAUGCUUUCCUAAUUUUGGUUUCCCUUUUUUUUAGAGAAAAAAAAUCUUCCAUAUAAUUGUGUUUGUACAUUACUCGCUGCAUGAUGAAAGAUAAAAAGAUUGUAACAUGCUGGGAAUAAAAUAUAUAUACAUACUCUGAUAUAAUUAAGUAUAUUAGCUGUGAAAAUAAUUUAAUCUGAUUGUAUUACUGUAAUAAACUUGCAGUAUGAACUUGA